CUCCUCUCCCCCCUGCAGCUCCAGCCCCCCUCAGUGUUGGAGGGAGGGGGGGUCCUGGAGCAGGCUCUGCGGGGUGGGUUGGUGCCCGGGGCCCGGCCCCAGCCCUGCGACGAUGCCACUUGCCCCCCCAACAGCUUCUGCACCGCCGACCUCCUGACCGGCGGCUCCCACUGCCCCUGCAGCCUGGGCAAGGGCGGACACAGGUGUGGAACAGAUAUCUCCAUCCAGUACCCCCGCUUCUCUGGCCACUCCUAUCUCACCUUUGAGCCCCUGAAGAAUUCGUACCAACGUACCGAGAUCACCCUGCAGUUUAAGGCUGAUGGGGAAGAGGACGGGCUGUUGCUGUACUGCGGGGAGACUGAGACCGGCCGGGGAGACUUCCUGUCGCUCGCCAUCGUCCGCGGACGGCUGCAGUACAGGUUUGACUGCGGCACGGGCGCUACGGUGCUGCAGAGUGAGGGGCCGGUGCAGCCGGCGGCCUGGCACACGGUGACCGCGCGGCGUGACGGGAGGAACGGCAGCUUGCAGAUCGAUGCACACACCCCCCUCACCGGCAGCACCAAGGGUAGUUACUCCCGGAUCACGUUCCGCACCCCGCUGUACGUGGGCGGAGGUCCGGGGGGGUGGGGGCUGUCGGCCGCGGCCGGUACCCACCAGGGUCUCCGCGGCUGCCUACAGGCCCUGGUCAUCAACGGGCGGCGCCUGUCCCUGCGACCCUGGCCACACGGAGAGGCCCUCAGCGGGGCCGAUGUGGGGGAGUGCAGCGCCGGUCUGUGUCGUGGGGUCGUCUGUGCCAACGGUGGCUCCUGUGUGGCCAACUCUGCCGACUCCUACCUGUGUCUGUGCCCGCUGGGGUACCGGGGUCGGCACUGCCAGGAGGCCGUGACAGAAGCCAUUGAAAUUCCACAGUUCAUCGGGCGCAGUUACCUCACGUACGACCAUCAAAACUUCCUCAAGCGUGUCGGGGCAGGCUAG
Molecule: messenger RNA, 975 nt
Organism: Amblyraja radiata (thorny skate)
Lineage: Eukaryota; Metazoa; Chordata; Chondrichthyes; Rajiformes; Rajidae
Product: pikachurin-like
Exons: 8
Molecular function (GO): calcium ion binding
Source: RefSeq, a predicted model, not a curated record